AUGGCAGCCAGAGGCAAAAUCGAUUUGGCGGCUGCAUUCAAUGCGGCUCACGCAGAGGGCUGUGAGUGUUGCGUGCCCAAACAGUCUGCUCUGAAGCCUGGCUUCUGGCGAGACGUUGGUUUUGGUGAAGAGGCAGAGACUCCUGAAGGCGAGAGUCUCCGGAGGACUUUCCUUCAAGAGGUCGAGGAGGAGGCAGAGGCUAUGUCCCCGAUCGAGCGAACUGCCGCCAUUUUCGGAUGGAAGCGAGCCGGUCGGACUCCUAGACUGAAAAGGACAAGAUUGGAAAGAUAA
Molecule: messenger RNA, 291 nt
Organism: Symbiodinium necroappetens
Lineage: Eukaryota; Dinophyceae; Suessiales; Symbiodiniaceae
Source: the annotation of a GenBank genome assembly